Molecule: messenger RNA, 7548 nt
Organism: Oncorhynchus tshawytscha (Chinook salmon)
Lineage: Eukaryota; Metazoa; Chordata; Actinopteri; Salmoniformes; Salmonidae
Product: membrane-associated guanylate kinase, WW and PDZ domain-containing protein 3-like
Exons: 23
Coding region: 976-5355 (1459 amino acids)
Biological process (GO): signal transduction
Cellular component (GO): cytoplasm
Molecular function (GO): protein binding
Source: RefSeq, a predicted model, not a curated record
GGCUUUUCUGCAAUACAUCAACAUGUUAAGAAGGAGCAAAAAAAAGUUUAGGCCAUUAUGGUUGGUUUCACUGACUGUUGCGCCUUUAGAAAUAUACCUCGCUGUGUGAGCCACUGGGCUGAAUCCGAGACGAGACAACAAGAGGCGUCACAACUGCCGAGACCGCGCGUUUCUGAGCUGGGUUUACGAGGGUUGAAGAAUAAGGAGCAAGUUGCCAGCAGUAGACUACACAACGCGAGUUCUGCGAAUCUAUUCGCUGCUGGGGCCAGGUAUGUUUGUCAGUUUCUAAGGAUAAGGAUUGCGUCGCUGAUAUCAAGGUUGAGGAUGUAGAACAGGUGCGCGGAACUAAGCUGGGACCUGGCUAAUUUUGGAAAAAUAAUUGUAGGCUAUAUUCGGGCAACAGUUGUUUGUGCUCAAUUCAACGAUAUAGUAGUUCGAGGAUAUGUUCAUCAAAUUGAUACAUCGACUCUCUCAAGUGGAGUUUAGGCUAUGUGAGUAGCGUAUCAUAGGCUCAACUACGGAGCAGUACAACAUUUACUUAUUGGCUAUUGUGCACAAUAGACUAUUAGACAACUGUUUCAGACCGAUUCACUGAAAAUGAAGUAGGUUACUGAUUCAGAAGUAGAGCUUCAUUGCCCAACCACUCAAGAAUUUAGCGCGAGUUAGAACCCAAGCUACCCCGCGAUUGAUCUCGCCCCCUGCGAUAACACUGACGCAGAUACUCGUGCGCUACAGUCUAUUGAAUUGCAGACACUCGGGUGACGUUCCAGUCAUUCAAUGUACGGGAUGUUCAUACGGAUAAUGCUUUGAGAUGACAGUUGCUCAAGGAAUGGAUUACAGCCACAGUGAGCAGAUUGUCUCAUCUCGGUGCAAAAAUCAUAUUUUGAGUGAUAGCGUUUUAGGAGAAUAGCUGCUUGUCUCGUCUCUCAAACAACCAGUGUCUGGGACUCUCAAGGAUUACACGAGGGGUUAAACAUGUCCAAAACGCUGAAGAAGAAGAAGCACUGGUCAGGCAAAGUCCAGGAGUGCGCCGUGUCAUGGGGGAACGCCGGGGAGUUCGGCUCGGUUGUGGAGGUACUAGGGGGAGCGGAGCUAGGCUACUUCCCGAACCUGGGACAGGUGAUUACCGAGGCGAUGGUCUGUCACGUCGGGAGGUUACCGAACAGCGGGGACGUGCUUCUGGAAGUGAACGGCACCCCUGUCAGUGGUCUGACCAACCGAGACACCCUUGCUGUCAUCCGCCACUUUCGGGAGCCCAUCCGUAUCAAGACCGUCAAACCAGGCAAGGUUCUGAAUACAGACCUGCGUCACUACCUCAGCCUGCAGUUCCAGAAAGGUUCGCUGGACCACAAGCUCCAGCAGGUGAUCAGGGAUAACCUGUACCUGCGCACCAUUCCCUGUACCACGCGGCAGCCCAGAGAGGGGGAGGUUCCUGGAGUGGACUAUAACUUCAUCAGUGUAGGGGAGUUCCGUGUGCUGGAGGAGAGUGGCCUGCUGCUGGAGAGUGGAACCUACGACGGGAACUACUACGGGACGCCCAAGCCCCCAGCGGAGCCCAGCCCGGUGCAGCCUGACCUGGUAGAUCAGGUGCUGUUUGAUGAGGAGUUUGAUACAGAGGUCCAGAGGAAACGCACCACCUCUGUCAGCAAGAUGGACAGGAAGGACAGUGCAGCCCCCGAGGAGGAGGACGAGGAGGAGAGAGAGAGGUCUCCCCUGGUCAACGGACUCACAGAGCACAAGGACAAGGCUGGACAGGAGUGGAGGAAGGCUGUACCCAGCUAUAACCAGUCCAGUAGUGGGGCUGUGGACUUCCGGACCUGGAGCACCUUACCACGUGACGAGAGCCAGGAACCGCUGCCCAAGACCUGGGAGAUGGCCUACACAGAGACGGGCAUGGUUUACUUCAUAGAUCACAACACCAAGACCACUACCUGGCUGGACCCCAGGCUGGCCAAGAAGGCCAAGCCCCCGGAGAGGUGUGAGGAUGGAGAACUUCCGUAUGGCUGGGAAAAGAUUGAGGACCCGCAGUAUGGAAUCUACUACGUGGACCAUAUCAAUCAGAAGACCCAGUUUGAGAACCCAGUCCUGGAAGCCAAGAGGAAGCUGAGCCUGGACACCCCCUCCCCUGGCCUGCAGGGGGUUAACACAUCCUCAGAUGAGCCUGUUGUGGGUGUGAGGGGUUUCGUACGGGACCCAGCCCAUCUCCAGGGCUCCAUUCUGAGGACAAAUCUGAGGAAGAGCCCCCAGGGGUUUGGCUUCACCAUCAUUGGGGGAGACCGCCAUGACGAGUUCCUCCAGGUGAAGAACGUGCUCCGAGACGGGCCCGCCGCGCACGACAACAAGAUGACCUCUGGUGACGUCAUCGUGGACAUCAACGGACUGUGUGUCCUGGGGAAGACUCAUGCUGAUGUGGUUCAGAUGUUCCAGUCUAUCCCAGUCAACCAGUACGUGGACAUGGUGCUGUGUCGGGGUUACCCCCUCCCUGAGGACCCCAGUGGGGGUGACGACACCUCCUCGUGGGACAUAGCCACAGCCCUGGCCCCCGAAGCCACCCCUUCAUUUUCGACCUCUAACCCCCAGGAGAUACACUAUGUCACCAGCCCAGACGGCACCCUCCCAAGACAGACAACAGCUGUCCCAGCCAUGUCCAACGGGGGGCGCCACUACCCUGAGGGUCCAGACCUCACGCUGUUGCAGCCGGAGCUGGUGGGUGUACCCCUGGUGAAGGGGCCAGGAGGGUUCGGCUUUGCCAUUGCAGACUGCCCCCUGGGCCAGAAGGUGAAGAUGAUCCUGGAUGCCCAGUGGUGUCAUGGCCUGCUAAAGGGUGAUGUAAUCAAGGAAAUCAACCGUCAGAACGUCCAGACAAUGAGCCACUCCCAGGUGGUGGACAUCCUGAAAGACCUACCUGUGGGGAGCGAGGUCAACGUGCUAGUUCUCAGAGGAGGUCAGACAUCUCCCGUGAAGUCUCUAAAACCUUGCACUGCUCCCAUGUCUCAGCAGAGGCAGGAGAGAAAGGAGAAGGAGAUGACAACCAGCACAGAGACCCUCAGCACCCCAGAGCCAGCCCUGACCCCCGCCCCACAGCCCCUUCCCUUUUCCUCCAACAGCAUCCACUCAGCCUCCCCCAAGCCUGACCCCUCAGAACUCUACCUCAAGUCCAAGGCCCUGCUGGACAGCAAACCCCCCAACACCAAGGACCUAGAUGUCUUCAUCAAGAGGAACCAGGAGUCGGGCUUUGGUUUCCGAGUCUUAGGAGGAGAGGGGCCAGAUCAGCCCGUGUACAUUGGUGCCAUCGUGCCCCUAGGCGCGGCAGAGAAGGACGGACGUCUUCGGGCAGGUGAUGAACUCAUGUGUAUCGACGGGGUGCCAGUCAAGGGCAAGUCUCACAAGCAUGUGCUGGAGCUGAUGACCAAUGCUGCCCGCAAUGGACAGGUCAUGCUGACAGUCCGCAGGAAAUUGGCACAUACAGAGGGCAGUGGAGAGGAGGAUGGUGGUAGUGGUCAGCAGCAGGUGGCUCCAGCCCUGGUCAAUGGCUCCCCCAAGCUGCCCCGCAUCCAGGUCCCUACAGCCAGCUCCCCCCACCAACCAGAAUGCUACGACAUCACCCUGCAACGCAAAGACAACGAAGGCUUCGGCUUCGUCAUCCUUACCUCCAAGAACAAGCCUCCUCCCGGAGUUAUCCCUCACAAGAUUGGUCGCAUCAUCGAGGGCAGCCCCACAGACCGUAGCGGUCAGCUGAAGGUGGGCGACCAUAUCUCAGCGGUCAACUCCCAGUCCAUCAUGGAACUGUCCCACAACGACAUCGUCCAACUCAUCAAGGAGGCCGGCAACACUGUCACCCUCACUGUGGUGCCAGAGGAUGAGAAUAGUGGCCCUGCAUCUGAAACCAGUUCAGCCAAGCAGAGCCCUGCAGCACAGCACAGAGCUAUGGGCCAGCAGCCUGCCAGCCACACUGACAGGAAUGGAGACGCCCUGGAGUAUAAGUCCCUUCCACCCAGCGAGAUGGGACAACUCAUCACCUCAGACCCCAAGCAGGGUGGUUUCCAUGUGGAGCUGAAGCGAGGCCCCCUGGGGUUUGGCUUCAGUCUGCGGGGAGGGAAGGAGUACAACAUGGGCCUGUUCAUUUUGAGACUGGCGGAGGAGGGCCCUGCACUGAAGGACGGCAGGAUACACGUAGGAGAUCAGAUUGUGGCGAUCAACGGUGAGCCCACCCAGGGCAUCACACACACCCGGGCCAUCGAGCUGAUCCAGGCUGGGGGCACCAAGGUCCUGCUGCUCCUCAGACCUGGCCUGGGCCGGGUCCCCGACCCCAGUAUGAAGGAGAAAGUGAACAAUUCACCCUCAAGCUUUCCUAGACUCUCUGCAUCCAACCAGCAGUCAUCCCCCACCUCUCCAUCCUCAAUCUCCCUGUCCACCUCCGAGCUUUCCCGCCCCUCCUCCGCCAACAACUCUGCCCCCGAGGAGCCCUCUGACUGGGAUAUGUCUGCUGCAGCUGCACCCUCCCCCUCCAGGCUGCUGGGGCCCAACAAGGCCAGAGGGCAGCAGCCUCACCACCAUAGCCAGAGGAGAGCCAACAGCCCCAACAACAACACCCUCCCCAAGAAAAGUGAUUCCAUCACCUCCCACAGCGACAAGCAUGCUAACCCCAAGAGAUCCACCGAAGUCCAGGCUGAAACCAAGGAGCGCUCCCAGAGCCCCAGGAAGACCGACAGAGUAGACCGAGACAACAAGGCAGGGAGUGCUGAACACAAGAAUGGCUCAGUGGAGGGAGACCUGAGCAGCGAGAGGAAGGCCCAUGGCCAGAGAGAGGGCCGGAAGGGUCGAGAGUGCCGCUCUUCCAGCCCCAGGAAGAUGACCUCAAAGAGGGAUCCGGAGGCAGCAGUCUCCAGGCAGCCCUCGAAGGGCCAGGAGGGUCAGAGGCACUCUAGGGGGCAGCAUCCCAUCUCCGACCCUGCCCCUGGUAAGGGCACUCUGGGGAGAGAAAGGAGAUACAAGGAGGAGGACCCCUCUCACAGACAAGAGAGGGAGACGAGAACCAGCGAGCGCCGCAGGAAGGACACAUGGGUGGAGCGAGAGGCAGAGCCUCUUAGAUCCCAGACACAGAAGGAGAAGACAGGGCCGGACUCAGAGGGCGGAACCCUGAAUCGAAGAGAGUGGAGUCAGAGAGAGGGCAAACACAGAGCGGCAGCGGAGGAAGAGAAUCAGAGGGACACCCUGGAUAGCACCAGUAGUGCUGCUAGCCAGGACUCCACAUGCAACAGGAACCCCAGCAGCAAGAAGCAGGCCACCAUCACCCCAGGGCCUUGGAAGGUCCCUAGUUCAGCCAAAAUCCACUCUCAUGUGGAGGGAAACUGAUGGAUCGUAGACUGACUAACCUGUCCAAUACAGAUACAUACACAGCUUCUACAGUUCUGCUCAUUUGCAGCAUGAUGACAUUUAGAAUGGACCAAUGAGGAUUGAGAAGAUUUAGGCUAUUUUGCAUCACUGUGUUACUCCAUAUCAUCACAUUGCCUCUUAUUGCAUAUCAGUGCUUCUUUUCACAGUUUGCUUCAGCCAACCUUCCUACAGGCUGUUUUAAUGUCCAGAGUUCAGUCAGUUUGUGGCUCAGAUGCAGAUGCAGAGCCUGUUGAUCUGGAGGAUGUGAAGUCCAAUCUGUUUUGUGCCAAUCAGACUCCAACCUGCUGUGAGGAAGUUGGUCCAUGUCAUGUGAUGUAUCGUCCUUUCUGUGAUGUGAAACUCUUUUGUGGUUGAAUGAAAGGAGAUGCUUCCUCUCUGAUGCUGGCUUUGAUGAAGGAUGUUGAUGUUUGUCACUACUGUAUGAAGGUUUUAAAGACAGACUCUUAUCCAGGCAAUCACUCAGCAUGUUCUGUUCCUGGUGGCUGGUGGGAUUGAUCCACUGCUAUGUACCUGAUGGAUGUAUAAAGAGGUGAGGGUGAUUUCUCCUCACGUCACUGGGAGAUCAGGGGGGUUUGGGUUUUCAAUCAUUUUCUGUCCAUAUCUACAAAUCCAGUCCAGACAUGUUAACUGGUGUGUAGGCUACAUGCUCUGUGCAGACUCGGAAUCACUGUUGUCAUCAGCUUUGCAGUGGAUUUUAGAUCAUUACGGAAAAGCGUUAUAUGUAUAUCUAUGUGAAGACCAGACACUUGUGGUUAGGUAUAUUGUUUACUACUACACCCGUGUGUUUAUUAUGAAGCAUAUUGUAAUUUAUUGAGAUUAAAUGACAAAGAAUAAGUAUAUAUGUGUCCAUACUGAGCCAUUCCAUAUUUUGAUGUACUGACCACAGGAGGUUGGUGGCACCUUAAUUGGGGAGAACGGGCUCAUGGUAAUGACUGGAGUGGUAUCAGUGGAAUUUUUGUUUGAUGUCAUUCCAUUAAGCCGUUCCGGACAUUAUUAUGAGCCGUUCUAGUGGUUAGAGACAUCACCACUGAACAUGUUCAUUUGCUUUAUUGCAGGAGAACCUUCCUUUCCUCAAACUUGUAGUGUAUUUCAGGUUUAAAAAGACUUCUGACACUUUCAAAUUUCAGUCUUGAUUUUCCCUUACGAAAAAUGUAUCAACCCCUACAAAAGUGAACAUGAAUUAUAAUCCACAUAAUAAUUCACAUUUCCUGUUCCUGCAGGAUUAUUUUCCUACUGUAGCAAACUGGCUCAAGUUAAGAUCUUACAUCUGUACUUCAAUUAUUGCUCAUCACUACUGUGUUUUAGUGUACAUUACAUUCACGUCACUGUAUCAAUAACUGUGCCCCCAUGUUGGAUGAGCCAUGUCAAUCACUUAUGAUAAUUCUAUCCCAUAUUAGUCUAUGAUCCGUAUACAUUGUAUUUCUAUCCAUUCACAGCCCUUUCACAUCCUUAAUCUGUAAUGUUGUUUAUUGUAAGCAGCCAUUUUAGAUCCUCUGGUAAAAUGUGUUUACUACAAGCUGACAGGUGUGUAUUUUAGACAGUGCUGUAGCUUUGACUGUACGUUAUCUAAUAUGUGUAUGAUUUAGCCAGGUGUUUUCUAAUCUAAAUGUGGGGGUAAAUUAGUAGUAUUGGCAGAUUGAGGUUAAAAAGUGAGACCUUUGCAUUUUUAUGACACCACAACGUCUUCUUCCAACGUGCACAUCAAAAUGUGCUUUUCAUUUUACACCAGUCCAAGAUGUUAAUAUUAAAUACAUCUAAAAACUACAGUAAUACCAAACAUAUCCUGAUAUAUUCUGGCACACAUCAGACCAAGGUUUCCCAAACUCAGCCCUGGGUGCACAUUUAGUUUUUUGCCCUACCACUACACAGCUGAUUGAAAUAGCCAACUCAUCAUCAAGCUUUGAUUAUCUGAAUCAGCUUUUGUAGUGCUGGGGCAAAAACCAAAAUGUGCACCCAGGGAAGAGUUUGGAAAACUAUGCUUUGGAUCAGUGGUUCCCGAACAGUGGUGCGCGGAACUCCCUAGGGGAGGGCUCCCGAGUGGCGCAGCAGUCUAAGGCACUGCAUCUAGAGGCAUCACUACAGACCCUGGUUCGAUUCCAGGCUGUACCGGUUGUGAUUGUGCGCCACCCUAUGGGACUCCUAAUUGGCCAA